UCAAAUCAACCCCUCAAUUUAAACCUGCAGAGAUCAACUUAAGCCCAGUGGUAGAUGAGGCAGAAGUCCCGAAUGCAAAACUUCUGGAGAAAGUCUUCAAUUGUCUUCUGAUUGACGCAAACAAGGCGAUGCAGAUGGAUAAAGGACGAAGGUGCGUUUGUGAAGAUAUUUAACUGCAAGCCCAACAAGCUGAUCAAGGUGGUGUCCACCUUCGGCAACACAGGAGAAGGAAAAUCCUACACUCUGAACCACACGUUCUUCAUGGACAGGGAGGUGUUCAAGACCUCCCCCCACGCAGGAGUCCUGCACGGUGGGGGUGUGGGCGGCAUUUGACCCCAUCCACAAGGUGGUGGUCAUCGAUACAGAGGGCCAACUGGGUAACAGCUCCAACCAGGGCCACAGAACACGGCUCUUGCUCAAGCAUCUACCAUAGCCGACCGCAUCCAUGACGACCUCUUCAAGUUCCUGGGCGACGGGUCAGAAGCCUACCUGAAACAUUUCACCAAGGAACUGAAGGCCACUACUGCCCGCUGUGGCCUGGACGUGCCUCUGUCCACCCUAGGGCAGGCCAUCAUCAUCUUCCAUGAGACUGUCCACACCAAGCUGCUGGGCUCAGGAAACUCAUCAGAGUCUGUGGAUUGGCUGCUGCUUGAGCGCUUCAGGAAGCUGGGCUGUUUCCCAGAGGUUUUCAGCUCCAUCCUGUACCUCGGCACGUGUACCUGUAGCCCCCCCAAAUUACUUUGGUGGCCUGCAGCACACCCUGGAGCAGCUGCUGGACAAGAACUCCACCCGCUUCCCAGUCGUCAUCUUCAAAGCCCUGCAGUGAGCGCUUCAAUGGGGAGAUUUCUGAUGAGCUCAUAGCCCACAACUGCUUCUUCCCUGAUGAGUACUUCACCUGCUCCGGGCCUCUGCCUCGUUUGCGGGUUGGGUGACCAGUUCUACAAGGAUGCCAUUGAGCAGUGCCGCAGCUACAAUGCCCGCCUGUGUGCUGAGCGCAGCGUGCGCCUGCCCUUCCUGGACUCCCAGACCGGCGUGGCACAGAACAACUGCUACAUCUGGAUGGAGCGCCACCACCGCAGCCCUGGGGUUGCUGCAGGUCAGAUGUAUACAUACCCCGCCCGCUGCUGGAGGAAGAAGAGGCGGCUGCACACCUCCAUGGACCCUCCGCUGCGCCUCUGUGGCCUCCAGAUAGAUGGAGGACUCACAGGCAAGGAUGUGAUUCCCACACAGGGCACCACGCUAGAGGCUCUUCUCAGAGGGGAGGGCUUAGACCAGAGGAACAACUCAAAGGACGAGGAGAGUCUCCUAGAGAUCCAGAGGGUCUUGGAGGCUGACGCAGCUGAAGAUGCUUACCAUGACGACUAUGACGUGGACACCCCCAAAAAAAGACACAGAGGAAAAAGCAGGGGUCGAAUUUCAGGCCGCAGGAGGACAGACAUGGAUGACCAGGACAAGCCAUAUAGCUGUGACAUCUGCGGGAAGCGUUACAUGCACCGUACAGGGCUGAGUUACCACUACACCCAUUCCCACCUGGCAGAGGAGAGGGGGUCCGAGUCCUCCCGGUCACCCUCCGCACAGCGCUCUGACCGACACAAACGUAAGGUCAGAAGGGUCCAGGUAGUACUGCCAUUACCAAUAACUACUGUGACUCAUGCCGGUGCACCCCAGGCUCCAACAAGCAGAGGGGUAAAUCUGGGGAGAGGGGUCCCUGCUCAGUCUGCCGGCGCUCCACUGGCCGCCCAGAAGAGAAGGAGGACAGCAGGCCGUUUGCUGGGGCAGAGGAACUGUUUGGCACCACCUCGGAGAGUGACACGUCCACGUUUCACGGCUUUGAGGACGAUGAGCUUGAAGAGCCCUCGUCAAACGGCAAGGGGACGCCCAACCGAUACAGAUAGAGAAGAACUUUCUAGGUUUAAAGACUCUUUUUAAUAUGGAUAACCUCUGGCAAAAGUCUGCUGCUUAUUUUUAAAUGUUUUUAUUUAAAGUGAUUAUUUCAGGAGAGAAAUGCAAGAAGUGUUAUUUUGUUAUCUACUGAACCUUGUUUAAUAAUUUAUGAAUGUGUUUUUUUACAUUAACUUUGAAUGCAACUGAAGGUGUCUCUAGACAAAUGACUUGCUCCCUAUGUGAAAUGGAAAGAAUUUCUUGGAUUACUUUUCCACUGGAGCGGAAAAGGCAAAUAUGUUAUGAAAAAAACACUGGAACAUGUGGAUAUAAUUAUGCUCUUUUUGGGAUGUUUUGCCAGAGAAAAUAAAAUCCAAUAAUUUAUCUGAAAUUUAGUUAAAUGACAAUGUCUGGAUGAAGAAUGAAUGUCAACACAACCCCUUCCCUCGACUUGUUGAUGUCACUACCCAUGCAGUUUGGAAAGACUUCCACUGUUUCACCCUCUGGAUUAUAAUAAUGUGAAACUGGAGUGGCGUGAAGCAAAGGAUUGAUGUGUGAAUUAAACAGAGGGUUAUACCAGACGCAGGGCAUGGCUAGCUGAAAGGUAAGCACCUAGGUCCUAUUCAAACAUAGUACAGUACUUUCUCAUUUAAAUACAAGGUGUAUUCUUAUUCCAUCAGUUCAUGCCUUGCAUUUGCCAUCAACAAAGAUAAAAACAACUGUUGGUUUUAUGCCAGCUAUUUUGGAGUGUGUGUGACUCCACAAUCUGACCCAUUUGUCUCUUGUAGGAGUACCAUGGCAUGAGGACCCAGGGGGCUUUGCAGCCAGUGAGGGGUGAGGUUCAGGACCCAAUUGGGCCUCCACACACCCCUUCACUGGGCCCAAAGACCCUAUUCGUCUGACAGUCAGCCACCAAACAGCCAUCUGUCCAACCGCUAUAAUGCCAGCCUGCCAGCGACCACAUAACCUAAUCCUCCCUAACUCAGAUAUUUUCUCUUUUUGAAGCAAUUUCCCCCCUGAGAAUGUAUUGUUUUUCUCCUGUGUUUUCGUCCUCUACGGCUGUGGCCACCAUGUCCAGCCAGCGGGAUCCAAUGUGACACUGAGACGUCAUUAACUUCAUCACUGUGCCAGCCUGCGACCCAGGCAAGAAACCAGCUCUGACAGCCAUGAUGACCCAGUGACCUCACUGGAACCACCCUGAACUUUAACCUCUGCCCCUGUCAUAGCGGCGGUGCUGGACUUCCUCUGUCACUUAUACAACAAAACCUCUGGACUACUUAGACAUUCUCUUACUCUUUUUAAUGUCACUUGAGCAGGCCAAACAAAUCAAGAGCGUUCUUGAAUCCCUUUCAUCCUGAAGUUAGAAUCGUGCUAUGUUCCUUUGUUUUGAACACGAUAUUGACAGUUUGGGUUGUUAGUGUCAUUUUGGUGAGAGGUGGAUAUUUUAUUAUUCUGUUUGUUCGGGCUUUGUUUAUACCUCUGUCUUUCUACAAUACCUACUUCUACUCAGGCGUAUGAUUUGUACUGCUGUUAAUUGUUCUCUCUGCGUCAUGAUGCAUUCAUUGUCAGCCACUGUCCCCUGCCUGCCUUAUGUGAUUGUAUCCCUAUGGUUUAGUCAUCACAAUAACACGUUUAGUGAUCCCAGCUCUAACAAAUCCCAGUAUUCUGAACUGUGCCCAACCAAGUUCAUGGGCACAUUACUCCAUAUUUUCUCCUUCCUCUGACUCACUUGUCAAAUGUUUUUGUCCAGAAUCACUUACAAGGCGUGUGUGCAUAAUGCAAGGAUAGUUGCUUACAAUUGCAGAAGGAGUCUUUAAGCUGUAAAACAAUGUUAUUUUUUACAUUUUGCUUAAGUGCUAUAUAGCUACGUUUACACGGGCAGCCCAAUUCUGAUCUUUCUUCUACUUAUUGGUCUUUUGACCAAUCGCAUCAGAUCAUUUCCUAUCAGAUAUUUUGUGUCUUAAAUGUUGACUCUAGACACUCACUCACAUAAACGUUCUUAACACUGAAUUCCCUCAGGGACCCGUUCAUCCAGUUUUUAGGACUUCUAAUGGAGAAUUAUUUUGGUAUCAACAACAACCUCUCCAUCAAUUACUGUGUUUCCAUGGUUACCUCAAAGGUCUUAAGUUAGUCAUAUUAAAUGACAACCUGGUUGCUAUUAUGGUCAUUGUUUUUCUCUCAAUUGUGACGUCCUCGAACAAACAGCAUGAUACAGUAUACUUCCAACCAACACUUCAUGGAAGUCAGUGAUGUCUGGCUGUAUAGAAACAAGUGUCAUCACCACCAAUCAUGUACUCGUGCAUAGCUUGUAUACCUCAUAAAAGAGUCAGACACAGCAAUAACCCCAGAGCUCUUAGCAAGCCUUCCUGAGUUAGAAGGAAGCACAGGGGUCGGAAUUAGAGCCAAGAGAUGAAAUGGACUUGACCAGUCAUUUUAUCUUCAACUGUAAAUAACUCAAAUCGAGAGAAUUUAAGUCUUUGUUAAACUAUUUUUAUUGUAUUGAAAGAAAAUAAAGAAUGAGACGCUGCCCUCUGGA
Molecule: messenger RNA, 4417 nt
Organism: Oncorhynchus keta (chum salmon)
Lineage: Eukaryota; Metazoa; Chordata; Actinopteri; Salmoniformes; Salmonidae
Product: zinc finger protein DPF3-like
Exons: 13
Coding region: 883-1929 (348 amino acids)
Cellular component (GO): nucleus
Source: RefSeq, a predicted model, not a curated record